Messenger RNA from Cyphellophora europaea CBS 101466, 1476 nucleotides. RefSeq lists its product as uncharacterized. The record is from RefSeq and is a predicted model, not a curated record. Lineage: Eukaryota; Fungi; Ascomycota; Eurotiomycetes; Chaetothyriales; Cyphellophoraceae. The coding region runs from base 1 to 1476 and encodes 491 amino acids. The transcript has a single exon.
AUGUUCGAGAUCGAGCGCAGACAGUGCUUGGAGGAUCUUCACUGGGAGCCUGAAGACGGUGGUCUCUACUUCGUCGAAACUCCAGGGUUUACCCCUGAGAGUGAGGCGACUACCACUAUCCCCAAGAUUCGACAUGGCUUGAUCGAAGAAUGCGAUAUUGACAACUGGUUGAGAGAGACAACACCGUCUUCAACAACAACAACCAAUAAGCACGGGGGCACCCUCCGGAUCUUGUGCAUCUCAAAGCCCAAAAGGCACCACUCAGCUCAGCUCAGCAUCACCAAAGAGACAUUCUUGAAAGUUGAAGACGCCUUCCACUUGUCAAAGGGGUCUGUCUGUUCGCUUUUCAACUCUUCAGGCGUGUUCGCUAAGUUUACUGAGUACGACCCUACUUCCAGGACGCCAACAUGCCUGCGGUUGGUGGUGAAGUCCAAACAGAAAGUGGGUGUCGGCAACUGGUUGGCCAGUGUAUGCCACGACUAUACAACUGGCCGUACAGAUGCUGUAAUAUGCAGUGAGGGCAUGCUGACUCCCAUCCCGGACGACCACAACGCAACGCAUACAACGCAAGCGGCCAAAUUUGUUGAGAACUUGGAGCAGUAUCCUCACUUGUGGCGUAACCCGCUGCUCAUACCAACCUUGAUGAUCAGGUUGUUCUGCGAGAAGAUUCAGGUCAAUCGAAUAAAGGUGGCCGACAAGCUCGUGGACCUUGAGAACGAGAUGGGUGUGACUUUCGCGGGCCGGUCCAAGGCCAAACGAUCCAUGGACAACUGGCCAGAGAAUCUAGAUAUCAAAGCGGUAACUAUUGGCCUCAAUUCGACGGGAGCAUCCAUCCUGUAUCUAAGCCAGACGUGUAUAUGGGCGCUGGACUCCAUCAAUUUUCUCAUCAAGAUGGCCAAUGAAGUUGGCUUGCACCACUCUGACCUGUGGCUUACAUGCACGGAGCUCAAGGAAGUCUUGGAGUACGAGUCGAGCGCCAUGGAGGGAAUAUCACUUACAAUGAAGACCAAGAGAGAGCGAAUCCAGGCACAACUCAACACGCUUUACUCUGCAGCUAGCCAGAAGGAAAAUGCCAUUGCGCUGCAGUACAGCAGGAUGGCUCAGGAGCAGAAUGAGCUUGCGCAGAGGGAUGUGCAGCUUAACACCCGCAUCGCCACAUCGACCAAGAAGGAUUCAGUCGCCAUGACGAUCUUUACCUUUAUCACCGCUUCUUUUCUGCCCGGGACAUACAUCGCGUCGCUAUUCAGCAUGAGUAUGUUCGACUGGCUGCACGACGACGAUGAGGGAACGGUAUCACCGCUGCUUUGGGUGUACUGGUUGGUGACCAUUCCUCUGACGGCGAUUGUACUCGCUGGCUGGUGGCUCUGGUAUAAAAGGGCGGAUCGAGAAUGGCAGAAGGAGACGGGCUGUCAUCUUGACGGUACCGCGGAUGAGCAGUCGUCAAUUGGCAGCGAGAAGCUACGAACGAUGAGCUGA